This is a messenger RNA of Trypanosoma conorhini, 726 nucleotides long. RefSeq lists its product as uncharacterized. Bases 1 to 726 code for a protein of 241 amino acids. Lineage: Eukaryota; Euglenozoa; Kinetoplastea; Trypanosomatida; Trypanosomatidae. The transcript has a single exon. The record is from RefSeq and is a predicted model, not a curated record.
AUGAAGCCCAAGGACGCAGCUCCGCUGAUGCGGCAGCGGGCGCCUUCAGCCAACAGAGGCCGCCGGAGGAGUCGCGGGAAGGCCACGAUAAAAAAGCAAGGCAAUCUGCCGCCAACCACAAUGCAUUCCCCAGAAGAACUUUCGCGCCGUGUUAAGCGAUUCGCCAGCAGGAAAGGAUCACUAGGAAUUCCGCUGUGCAGCCAGAAUUAUCAGGAGAAGCGACGCCCACAUACGCACCUACCAAGACGAUUCCUCCGUGACAACUUCAAAGGUGCCAGUGAAAGAAGUGAGGGCAAUGUGGGAUGCAUCACCGCGCAUUUCUUGAUUGUGAAACGUUUUGCGAAUGCCAAAACGAAAUAUCAACCACAAAACGGUCCACUUCCCAUCAUCCGCGCUGCAAGCUUUCCCAAACUUCUUCUGCUCAGUCAGCAUAAGAAAAAUAUAAUCAUGAGGAAAAGUAGGCAUCAUACACACAUGUCGCAAACCUCUCUUGAAGUAACUGAUAUUCACACACAAAAAGACUCUUACUCACUUACCCAAGUAAGCUCUGUUAGGAUUCUGCUCGUGGAUGUCCCUGAAGAGCAAAUUCAGCAAUGGUUGAAAAGCCAUGUUGGAAAUUGCAUGCAAUACACACUUCAGCGACGCCCAGAGAAGGAAUUUCGAAAACAAAACAUGUUUCUCGCAAAAGCGACAUUUGCGGCCAAGCAAAAAAGAAGUGAAGCAUAA